AUGAGUGUUGUUGAGGCAUCAUCAAGUUCUGUGGUAGAAAAUUCAGCUACUUCCAAUGUGGUUCAGAGAGGUAAUAUCUCAUCUUUCGCAUCGACCACUGCAUCAUCGAAUUUGACCACCAUCGACACAAAUGGUAAUGUUUUCAAGGUCCCAGAUUACUCUAUCAAAGAUAUUUUACAAGCUAUUCCCAAACAUUGUUAUGAAAGAUCAUUAAUCAGAUCUUUAGGGUAUGUCGUUAGGGAUAUCACCAUGAUGGUAAUCAUUGGCUAUAUGGGUCAUACUUUUAUCCCAUUGGUUGAAAUUCCUGAAUAUCCUACUUUGGCUUAUGGUGUAAGAGGAGCUUUGUGGAUGGUUCAAUCCUACUGUAUUGGUUUAUUUGGCUUUGGUUUAUGGAUUUUGGCUCAUGAAUGUGGACAUGGUGCUUUCUCAGAUUACCAAAAUAUCAAUGAUUUCAUUGGUUGGGUAUUGCAUUCCUAUUUAAUUGUCCCAUAUUUUUCAUGGAAGUUCUCUCAUGCUAAACAUCAUAAAGCUACUGGCCAUUUAACUAAAGAUAUGGUUUUCAUUCCGUACACCAAAGAAGAGUAUUUGGAAAAAAACAAGGUUGAAAAAAUUGCUGAUUUAAUGGAAGAAUCACCAAUCUAUUCAUUUAUGAUUUUGGUUCUCCAGCAAUUAGGAGGAUUACAAUUAUAUUUGGCAACCAAUGCUACUGGGCAAGUUUAUCCUGGAUACUCAAAAAUAGCUAAAUCACAUUACACCCCAACAUCUCCAGUUUUCGAUAAACACCAAUAUUGGUACAUUGUCUUAUCUGAUAUUGGUAUUAUCUUAACUUUCACAACUGUUUACCAAUGGUAUAAAAAUUUUGGUUUAUUCAACAUGAUGAUUAACUGGUUUGUCCCAUGGCUUUGGGUCAACCAUUGGUUGGUAUUUGUUACAUUUUUACAACAUACUGAUCCAACCAUGCCUCAUUAUACUUCCAAAGAAUGGACUUUUGCUCGUGGUGCUGCUGCUACCAUUGACCGUAACUUUGGAUUUGUUGGUCAACACAUUUUCCAUGAUAUUAUCGAAACUCAUGUUUUACACCAUUACGUAUCACGUAUCCCAUUUUACAACGCCAGAGAAGCAACUGAAGCUAUUAAAAAAGUUAUGGGUGAACAUUACAGGUAUGAAGGUGAAAACAUGUGGUAUUCAUUAUGGAAAACUAUGAGAAUGUGUCAAUUUGUUGACGAUGAUAAAGAUGAUGCUAAAGGUGUGAUGAUGUUUAGAAAUGUAAAUGGUUGGGGACCAGUUAAACCAAGAGAUUAA
Molecule: messenger RNA, 1302 nt
Organism: Candida dubliniensis CD36
Lineage: Eukaryota; Fungi; Ascomycota; Pichiomycetes; Serinales; Debaryomycetaceae
Gene: FAD3
Product: Fad3p
Exons: 1
Coding region: 1-1302 (433 amino acids)
Biological process (GO): lipid metabolic process
Molecular function (GO): oxidoreductase activity, acting on paired donors, with oxidation of a pair of donors resulting in the reduction of molecular oxygen to two molecules of water
Source: RefSeq, a predicted model, not a curated record